This is a messenger RNA of Mya arenaria, 860 nucleotides long. RefSeq lists its product as uncharacterized. Lineage: Eukaryota; Metazoa; Mollusca; Bivalvia; Myida; Myidae. The record is from RefSeq and is a predicted model, not a curated record. The transcript has 7 exons. The coding region runs from base 312 to 860 and encodes 182 amino acids.
UGUCGAGACGGAAUGUGACAUGCCUAGUUUCAAAUGCAGCCAUUGACACACCUUACGAAGUGCACGGCAUUCUAUGUAACGUGGAGAAAGGAAGCCCGCCCGAGCUAACAGUUCCCGAAUUCCUUGUUGGAGAAAGCUCGAAAGCAGUAUGUGAAGUGCGCAAUGCUAUCCCAGCUCCGGCAAUAGAAAUACACAUUGGCACAGUCUUGCUAGCUGAUGUUCAAAAAUCGGAUUUAUUUAAUAAAUAUUCUAAUACAUUUACAAGUCAAGCAAAGGCGACAAAGACUAACACAUCUUGGAAUGGAAAUGAAAUGUGUUGCAUAAGGCAAAGCAACGAUUAUUUUGGUCUAAAAGCUGUGUCAAUAUGCAAAAACAUCAGUAUGAAAUGCGGGCAAUGCCAGGACAAUGACAAUCAGACAUUUUCUUCAAUAUUCCGAUUUCCUAUCAAGAAUCUUCUUAUUGGAACAGGUGUUUUUUGUGGAAUCUGCAUCGGUCUUGCAAUUGGAAGAUGUAUAUUUCUUAAACGGCGAAAGGUCAGCAAUAUCAUCACAAUAGAAAGUGUUGAAAAUCACAGUGAAACAGACACUUUGGCGGACAAUGAUGUUUCACACAUAACAACGGAAGGUGUCCAGUUAGCAGUCGUACAGAGACAGCCUGCCAAAAAGAGCAUUGAAACACAGCAACCACAUAAUGACGACAGUCCUGAGUACGACGAGUUGGACACCAACGUUCUACAGGAAGCUCAGGCCAGAGUUCCGUUGAGGAGAAAUCAUACGCCGACGGAGUAUACUAUCAUUGAAUUCUCCUCAACACAGGAACCCGCUGUAGAAAACCAGUGUACGACAAUGCAUCAGUGUUAA